GCGGGGAAACAAGGAGUCUCGAGACUCCUAACCCGUCACAAAGCUUCCCUCGUCCGUGAUUUGGACACGAAUAAGAUUUUACCCCAUCUGGUAGCUAAAGAGGUUAUAUCUACAUCCGAGGAGCGUCAGGUGCUCGAAGUUAGUGACCGAAGAGAACGGACAGAAGUCUUGUUGGACAUUUUGGGGAAAAGGGGGUUAGGUGCUUUUCACGACUUCUGCUCUUGUUUGGAGAAAGUUUCUCCACACCUGCUGACUGGCUUUCUACUAGACAAUCCAGGUAAGUUCUACGUUGGUUUUAAACGGAAUACCAGAUUCAUUCUUUAUCUGUGAUGUGACUUUCAAAACUUGUUUAUUUGCACUAAACUUCCUCAACGUAUUGUAUUGGUGAAAGUUUCAAACUUCAUCUUGUGAUAGUUUUGAGUUUUACGCGCUACCUGCACAGAGCUGGACUUUUGUAAGUUACACUGGAAACAAAAAGUAAACACUGAAUGAUUUAAACCAGAUAUUGUGUGUUGUUGUGUUCUUUCUGAAGUUUAAGCAAAUUUUGUUUUAAUCCGUUAGAUGCAGAUGCAGGAUUUACCUCCCUUGCAUUAAUCUGAUGAGCAGUUUAAAACUUUAAUUUUAUUGAUGUAGUCUAUAAACUAAUAAUUUUACCAGGAAAUUUAUUAGCAUAUGCAGUUGAAUACAUAUUACACUGUAUCACCAACUCAUCUGAAUUAUAUGAUGUCAGAAUUUUGAAAUUUUUAUUUUAAAUCUAUUAGUAAUUAUAAAGUACCAAUAAGAAAGAGUUUAUGAAUUUCUGAAUAUGGGAAAGUUUGGGUUUUUUUUUUGCCACAGUCAAAUAUCUUAGAAAUGGGGUACAUAAUGAUUAAUUAGUGUAGAAUACAUCUACUUAUUUAAUCCAUAUAAAGGACUUUCACAACAAAAAGGAGGAAUUGAUAUGUCCAGAAAAAAAAGAGAAAGAAAAUUUAGUAACUACAAUCCAAGAUCACCAAUGACCCAAAACUUCAUAAACCUUUCCACAUAGUUUCUGUAUCGUAAGAAAUAACAGGUACUCCAUGAAUUGGUGCCAAUAUAUUUAAUGUUGGAUCUUAGAUCCUCCUCACAUUUUAGCUGUAUAGGGAGUGCGUAGGGAGAUCAAACUUCUUUGAAUAUUUCUCACAUUGGAAUGGGGAACAUUGUUCUUGCAUACCAGAGUCUGUGGAUCGAAUGCCCUUUUCACAUCAGAAACAGGACUUGAAUUGCUUCACUCUGAAAUAUCAGACUUUGUAUAUGAAUUUACCCUCAAUUGACCCUCUUGAUGAGUCUUGCUAUUGGUUUCUGUUUCAGAAAAAUGAAUAGUCUUGCAGCGAUUUUUUUCUACCCACUGGUACUGGUACCGGUACCCAUUCGAUUGGGAAAAAUAGCGUCAAAAUCGAACAAAUUGGAAAUUUUCUACAAAUGUUUCAGCAAAUGAUUUUAACUAAAAGAAAAGAAAAAAAGAGAACAAAACAAGAACUAUUCAUCUCUUUACAAACUUUUUACGGUAAUAUUUGCUGUUGUGAGACAUAAGGAAUCGCUGUUGGAUUGUUUAAGAAUCGCUGUAGCUCUACAAAACAUGCGCACUGCCAUGAUCUGUACUUUCCAUUUAAUACCAGAAGUGAACAUUUUAGUUAACUUGUACAACGUUUCAGACUAAGUAAAUUACGAUGUCAACGGUCUAUUUUUCGGAAAGUAAGUUGGGAAUUUUUAGUCUCAAAAUUGGGAAAAAUCAACAGUUUUUGGCAUUGGGAAUGGUACCGUUUAUCGGUACCAGUUAUAUAAGGAAAAAAAUCGCUGUCUUGAUUUCAAUUUUUAGUGCCCAAUUUGAAGCCCAUUGUGCAUGUGGUCAGUCUUAUUGUUCUGAUUUGUUCAUGUAGAUGGGGUCAAUCUUAUUGUUCAUGUAGAUGUGUUCGUAAAGUAACAUUGAUCCAUUAUGUCUGCAUAAUACAUUUAACCAUUUGUUGACCAAACCAAUGCAUCACAUUCGCAUGUUAACCAAAAUCAGUGCUUUUUAUGUAUUAUUUUUGUCCAUUGGUCACUUGAUUUUAUAAGUCGUGCAUCAAGCGCUGAGUGGGUGAUCGAUUAUGAUGGGCGUUUAUUGCUACCAUGAUAGCCUAUUCUCUGGUAUUGUCAACUUGAUGAAUAUAUUUUGAGGAGAAAAACAGAUUUAUCAUGGAGAGAUUUGACAAUAUGAUGUGGUUGGUACCAGAGUAAGAACUCCCAUUGGCAGAUUUUAUAAACAAUUUAAAUUCUGAAAUUUUAAAUGAAUAAUUAGUUGUAUGAGUUUGGAUGGAAAAUAUUUUUUUAUUAGUGAUGUAAAAUACAGUGUAUUGUGGUUUACUUUUAUUCUGAAAGUACAAGUUGUGUCAUAGGCAGGCUGGUGAAGUUCUCACUGCAAGCAGACUGAUAAUAGAACUGUAUGGUACUGAUGACAUCCUCACUGUAAGCAGACUGAUAGUAGAACUGUAUACUGAUAUCCUCACUGUAAGCAGACUGAUAGUAGAGCUGUAUGAUACUGAUAUCCUCACUGUAAGCAGACUGAUAGUAGAACCGUAUACUGAUAUCCUCACUGUAAGCAGACUGAUAGUAGAACUGUAUACUGAUAUCCUCACUGUAAGCAGACUGAUUGUAGAACUGUAUACUGAUAUCCUCACUGUAAACAGACUGAUAGUAGAACUGUAUGAUACUGAUAUCCUCACUGUAAGCAGACUGAUAGUAGAACUGUAUACUGAUAUCCUCACUGUAAGCAGACUGAUAGUAGAACUGUAUGAUACUGAUAUCCUCACUGCAAGCAGACUGAUAGUAGAACUGUAUACUGAUAUCCUCACUGUAAGCAGACUGAUUGUAGAACUGUAUACUGAUAUCCUCACUGCAAGCAGACUGAUAGUAGAGCUGUAUGAUUACUAUGAUACUGAUAUCCUCACUGUAAGCAGACUGAUAGUAGAACUGUAUACUAAUAUCCUCACUGUAAGCAGACUGAUAGUAGAACUGUAUGAUACUGAUAUCCUCACUGUAAGCAGACUGAUAGUGGAACUGUAUACUGAUAUCCUCACUGCAAGCAGACUGAUAGUAGAACUGUAUACUGAUAUCCUCACUGUAAGCAGACUGAUUCUAGAACUGUGUGAUAUAGGUAAUAUUGGUAUGUACACGGUAUAGGUCCAUUGAAAAUACCAAUAUAUAGGCAUGAUGUAUUGAAACAAAUCCAUUUACUGCUUACAAGUAUCAAUAAAAUUAACUGACAGUGUGUGUUUGGAAAAUAAAUUUCUAUUCUAUUGAAUUUAAAAAACAAAUUUAGAAUGGUAUGAUAUGUCACUGACAAAAGCCCAUUAAAAACAGUUUCCAACCUGAGUUGAUCAUUUUUAAAGAAGUAAAGCUUUGAUAUUGUGAUGUCUAUACAGCGAUGAUUGGUCUGAGAUUUCCCGUAGCUUGUCCUGCUGAAUGUGUACAAUAUGAAAUACUGAUAAUCAUAAUGACAUGUAUCAAUGCCACUUGUGUUCAUUGAUCAAGAACAUUGCUUUUGAGAUGCUUUCACAUUUUACAUUGUGGUAUGUAAACUUUUGAAAUGGUCCCCAGCGUAGCCUCACUCUUGUCUAGGUGAUAGUAUAAUGUACACUGUGGGACUCUGUGAAAUCUACACACAGGUAAAUCUGGGUCAGAGACGCGUAACUUUCAAAUCUUCACAACAGACAGGUAGAAGAAUCUAAGAAAAAGUCCUUUUUAUUGAGCUGACACUUUUGGAAAUCUGGGAUUAGGAUUCUUUUUUUUUUUUUUUUUCUUCUGAAGAAAGCGUACAUUAAUUGUUGUGGCAAAGGUUUACAAGGAACUAAACCUGGACCUGUUUGUGAAGUUUAAAUUUGUUUGUUUUUAAAUUGAGCACCAGAUCCAAGUGGAUUACUGUUGACGUUUUCAGUGCAGGUAAGGGGUUGAUGUAUGUUUUAAAUGUUACUGUGUCAAGGGGUUUUUGAUUGUUAUAAAUGAUGCGAUAAAGAUUUAUUUUUAAUUUUGGGGAAAAGGAGUGAGAGAAGGUUGUAUUUGAAUUUGAUGCUUUUUUUUUUUUUGGUGGACUGGAGUUCCUUAUCAUUCAGAUGGACACAUUGUGUAAAACUUUAUUCGCUCCAGGUCCGCGAUUAAACCCUUUCUGGUAGCCAUUUCACACAGGCUGAAUACUAUAAUUACUUUCAGUUCAUUGACUAUAAUAAGGAUAUUGUCACCAGUGCAAUUCAUAUUCCUGUACCCAGGUAUCAGUCCUACCACAGGAAAAAGUUGUACUAGAUUGAUUUUACGCUUUUCAUUCUGUUCACUUUUGAAAUAUCUCCUGUCGCUUUCUACUGUGGGAUGUAAUGAUAUUACAUAGAAUAAAUCAGAUAUUACAUAGAAUAAAUCAGAUAUUGCAUUGAAAGUCUUUGGAGAAAAUGUAAAUCCUGGAUGCUUAGAAAACUAUAAUGGUCCAUCUUAUGCUAAGUUAAUUUAUUGUAUGUAUAUUGUGUACCGUGAUAACUAGAAGGUGUUAUACAAUUAUUUUAUUUAUAUUAUGUACUGUGAUAAUCAUUAUACACUUAGAGCUACUAGUUAUAUGUGAUAACAGUCGGAUGCUGGUAGUAUUGACAUUUAAGAGACUCGAUCAGAGGAUAUUGCAAUACAUGAAUUUAACGUGCAAAAAUUCCCACUUUCUGGGAUAGAAUUCCUGAAAAAAACUGCGCACAAUUCAUGAUAAUUUUCGGUAUACUUUAUGCAACUAUUGCAUUUAAAAUUGUAAUUUCAACAGUUCAAAUUAAGUCUGUGUUAAAAAAAGUUUAGAAGUGAUGUGAAGGGUGGAACAUUUUAAGAGUGUUUGAUUUCAGCCAGCGACACGGAUAGGGUAUUGAUUGGUAGGGACUAAUAAUGCCCUUGCAUGCAAACAUGGAAAACAUUUCAAUACAUUUGAAAAGGCAGAAAGACCAAUACAACUAUCUGCUUCCUUAAAUAAGGGUUUGUAAAUGGUAGUAAAUUCAGACCUACUUAAAUUGUUAAAGUCUGCUGUUGCCAAUUCUAGGGACAAUUAAGAUGCAAUCUCUAAUUAAUGCAUGUCAUUAAUUGCAGGUCAGGCAUUGUAUGAUUAAAUAUGCAGUGUGCUAUCUGAUGUUCCAACUCGUAAAUGAUUGUAAACAGUUCCAGAGAUGAUUUUAUUACACUGCUGAUAGUAAACAGAGAUAGAACAUCUAGUAUCAAAAUAAGCUGGUAAUUAAUUAAUUGAAUACAUCAUUUGAUUACUAACUAAAUUCAUGCAACCUUCUAAAUACUGCAAAAUUUGCACUGUUUGCUAUAAUCGGAAUUGGGCUACUAAUUUACAUAUACUGUUAGUAUAUGAAGUCUAUAUAUGCUUGUUUAGAAAAUGCUGAUUUCAAAUAAAAUUCGAAAUGACUCUUAGGAAAGUAAACACAUUGAUUGCAACAGUAUAUUUUAAAAAGUACAUGUACAAUAUCUAAAUCAGACACAGAUUUGUCUCCUGGUUUAUUGGGGGUCAGUUUUGAGUGCAUGGUUUGAGGAGAAGUACCAAGUAGGGGUUGUUCUGCAGGAGGAUAUCAACAAUGAAUUGAACAGAAUUGAUACACCCCCCCCUCCCCCCCAUGAUAUUUUACAUGUUUUAUCUGACGGGUUUAUAUCCUGAUGCCACGAUACAUUAAAUCGUGACAUAUAUGUUUUAAGGAACAAACAUUAUUAUUUUUUUCUUUGCAUGUAAAGAGACGAUGCUAUUGUGAUGUCAUGUUAUUUAACACACACACCCCCCCCCCCCCACCCCCCCACCACCCCUGCCUUCAGUACGGUGUGUGGAAAUUUACACCUGGCUUGUUCAUUAAAAUAUAUUUUACAAGCUACAUCUAGGGAUUAAGAAGCUGUAUAUAAAAAAAAAACCCACUAAAAUAUGUAAAAAAACAAAAAAAAAAAAAAAAAACAAAACAAAAACAACAACAACCCUGGAAUAAUACUCAAUUGAGCUUAACAUAGUGACUAUAUGAACAGUAGCAAGACUAUAGAUUAAAGAUAAUCUAAGACAUGAUAGUAAAAGUUGAUGAAAAUGGUAUUUUUGUUGUUGAAUUUUUUAUUUAGCAUAUUGAUAGCAGGUAUUCUGAUACAGUUGAUAGAGAACACGGUCACUGUGACACGUCUCCCUGAAGUAAAACGUUUUAAGCUGCUGUACUCUACAGAAUCUUCUAGCACCCCCCCCCCCUUUUUUUUUUCUGAAUGCUGCAGUGCAUAUAGGUAUAAAGAUGUCAAGUAAGAGGAUUUGUAGGGCUUUAUGAGCAGACAGAGGUAAGCGGAUCUAUGGAGCCUGAUAGAAGAGAAAAUGACUUAUAUUUUUGUACAUGAUAUAUUAGUUUUAGUUUUCAGUUUAUUUUUAGAAGAAGUGCCAUUGCAAUAAAAUCAGGGAAAAUGCAGAUAAGUUCUUUCACCUCGUUUUCUUUUGAAUUAUCUCGAUUCCUUUCAUCAGUGUCAUGCUUCCUUAACAUGUGUUUAAGAUCGGGAAAUCUGGAGGCUCGAAGCAUCUUAUAAGUUUUUCUUGAGAUUUGGUUAAAUAGUGGAAGUUGGUAAGUUUUUUUUUUUAAAUAUAGAACUUUGGUAAAAUGAAAUCUCUUUUACACAGCGAGGAUCGUUUAUAUAAUGCUUAUGAUUUUGACAUUUAGAAAAACAAAGAAAGUUAGCAUAAUUAGUAAGGGAGAGCUCCUGAGAACAAUGGCCCUCCCUCCCCUCUUCAAUUCAUUGUGGAUGGGUGUUAAACAAAAGUUUGAUGACCAUUCCUAGGAAUUUUUCAAGGAUCAAGUGAUAUUUAUAAAAAAAACAAUGAAUUGUAUCAACAUCCAUGUUAAACUAUCAUAAAAUCUCUAAAUCCUAAACCUACAUACCGGUACCAGGUAAUGUAGCCAUCUAAAAAAAAGAUGGGGGGGGGGGGGGGGGGGGGGAGAAGAAAUCUGGAGCUACUAUAAUGUUCGACAAUUCUGGAAUGCACUGAAAUCUCAAAUUCACAAACUGUCUUUCUAUAUAUAUAUAUGUAAUAUGCUGUAAUACAAAGGGUCGAGCCGUGGAAUUUUAAUUUUCCUCCACGCAUGCAGCAUAAUUCUGUGCACCUGAAUGUCUGUAUCAGAGUGUUCUGAAAUCAAAGUAGAUAACAUUUUCCUUGUAGAGAUAAAUUACGAACCCGGGCCAGUAUAUUCUGUCUUCUUCCUACCUGGACAGACAAAAGCUGGUGAUUGUUUGCUCUCUGUUAAGUACACUGGGCUCUUGUUUGUGUGUAAGAGAUGUCAGAUAAGGGAAAGAAGCAGACCUUUAGAGAUGAAACAGACACAGAGACAGAUAAAGACUGCUCUAUUACAGAAUGGUGGAGGCUAGCUGGUAUAAACAUGUCUCUGAAUGCAGUCUCCUCUCUCUGUAUUGUGGAGAUGAUCGGUUAUUUUUUUAUUUUUUUUUUUUUUAGGGGUAGAUAUAUACAUCUUUUAGUAAUUUGAUGUUCAGAAAGAAAAGCAAUUGAUGGAGAUAUGCUCAGUUUACAGAAAAAAACAUACAGUGAUUUAAAUUUCAGAGCCCAGUAUUGGCAAACUAUAGAGUUAUGUGCAUGAGAAAAAGACGGUGCCAAGGGCUAAAUGACAUGUGCAACAGGAUUCUCUCACUUUUUCUACCUCCAGAAAUUUUUACUGAGUUGCGGAUUUAAGGCAUAGUAAUAUAUUAAAUGUCAAUUUCUACUGAUAGCAUGGAUAAGAAGAUUUUAAAAAAAUAUUGACAGAAACAGAUUGGAGGUAAAGUGAGACAGGAUCGCAGCGUCUGUAGCACCAAAGGAACUUGUUUGGAGGGAACCAAAUUAUGCUUGAAAACGUACAGAUUGUCACUCUUUAUCGGGUCAGCAUUCUCUGCUAUCUCCACACAAGCAAUUACGAUGACCUAAUUUACUUAUUUGAGAGGCAUAUCAUCCAUAUCUAUGAUAACAUAUUGAAAUGGGUCUAGGCUAAUUUUGAGAAAUCUGCAUAUACAUGACCAAAUUUCCAUAGAAUGAGCUUGAUAUGAAAGGAGCUAGAAUUGGGGGUAACAUAAUGUUGAAUUCCUGCCACAGCUAUUUUUGUGAAGAUGGGGAUAUUCAUUACGGAAGUUUAUUUCUUCCACUUAGAUUGUGAUGGUGGAUUCAGGUUGCAUGGCAGUGCUUGUCUACCAGUAUAGAGAGCUAGGAAACCUUUCCCCUGAUGGAGAAGAGAAAAAGCCCACCCAGGCACUACAACUCAGUCUCGAGUUGGCUCUCAACGAGAGAGAUCUCAUGCUGAGAGAAAAUGUCAAAGCAGUAGAAGAACGAGAUCAGGCUAUCCGACAACUUGAGCAACUCAGGAGCGAGCGCAACUCAGUGUUAACGAGUCUAGAGAAUAUCACAGGAAAACCGUCCAAAAACACAAACUCGAAGUCGGAGUUGAGUCCAUCCACAAACCGUAAAAGUCAGAAAUUACUGGACAAAUUCAAAGAAAUGGAGCCAGAAAUGGACCAGGAGGAUGGCUUUGUGAAAAAACCUCAGAAAGUGAAGGGCCUUGAAAAUGUUGCCUGGGAAACCCAUACCGUCACUCUGAGAAGAGUGCCAGGAUUUGGAUUUGGUAUUGCAGUGAGUGGGGGUAGAGAUAAUCCACAUUUUGCUAACGGAGAUCCGUCAAUAGCCAUAUCCGACGUUCUCACAGCUGGACCCGCAGAGGGCAAAUUAUUAAUUAACGACAGAGUAAUGAGCGUGAACGGCAUUCCCCUGGAGAAUGUGGAGCACAAGCAGGCCAUCGGUGUUCUGAAGGACAGCGGCAACAAGGUCAACCUGGUCAUUCGAAGACGAGUGUUGAUCCCUACUUACACAGAAAUGGAAAACACGCCUCUCAAAAUCACGCUCUCCCGUAAAAAUAGACGCGAGGAUGUUGGUGUAGUGUUGGGCUGUAAGUUUUACAUAAAAGAAAUCACAGGAAACAGUUUAGCGGCUCAAGAUGGCGGACUCAAAGAGGGAGAUGUGGUUCUGAAGAUUAAUAGUACACCUGUGGAAAACCUCUCCUUGGUGGACGCCAAGAAAGUGAUCGAAAAAACAAAGGAUAAACUACAGCUCUUCAUUACAAAAUCUCGCUACGAGGACCGCUUGCCAUUAAACAAAGCCCAGGAAGAUGAGUAUUCAUUAGGCUAUGGCACUUUACAAGGGACACUGCAGACCAAGCGGUCGGACAUCGACAACGUCAAUAUCUACCGUCCGUCCCUCAGCGGUCCGGAGGAAGAGAUGUACAAGAACCACGAUAACUACCAGGAGAUCCCCCCAGGCUCGUACCCCAGCUCUGAGCAUGCCCGGUAUGAUGGAAGGUACAUCUACGACCACGAGGCUCCUCCUAGACCCCCACUACCGGACGAGACAGACGCCCCUCCCAGACCCCCCAGCCCAGGGAAGGAGCUGUUAAGGCCAGAUGAUUUUUACUCCCCCAGAAGUCCCCGGGCUCCCCACUCGCCCACAGGGGACGGCUACAUGAGUGAUCAUGGUAGAAUGGACCCACACAUGCAGCGAAGGCACCACGAUGAGAGAUAUGUGGGAAAGAGAAAGGACAUUGUGCUUGAACCACGGUUUGUGUACUUUGAGAAGGAGCCAGAAUUUGGUUUGGGACUGAGGCUGGCUGGAGGGAAUGCCACUGGUAUAUUUAUAGCAUCAGUUCAACCGGGGAGUGGUGCUGAAGCCGUGGGGCUCACCGAGGGGGACCAAAUAUUGAAGGCUAACGAUAUGGAAAUCCCGGGAAUGACCAGAGAGGAUGCAGUGACCUACUUAACAAGUCUGGAAGGCCGGGUGUCCAUGGUUGUCCAGUACAAAAGAGAAGAGUAUGACAGAAUUAUUUCAAGUCAUGAAGCCGGGGACAGCUUUUUUAUCAGGACACAUUUCGAGUACCAGGCGAAAGACAUGGGCGAGCUGUCCUUUACAAUAGGAGACAUAUUCCACAUUAAGGACACUCUGUUUCGCGGGGUGGUGGGCUAUUGGCUGGCCAUGAGAAUCGGCAGAAACAACCAAGAAACCCAGAAAGGAUUCAUUCCCAACAAAAAUAGUGCUGAACAGCUGUUUUUGUCAACAACACAGACGGAGUCGGAGAAGGAAAACACGCCCACUAAGAGUCGCAGCCUCAUCUUCAAGAGGAAGUCCGCCAGACGCAGCAAAUCGCUGGGCAAGGAUCACUGGGAAGACGUUAUUUUCUCCAAUUUGACAACGAAGUUCCCAGCUUAUGAGAGAGUGACUAUCAGAGAUCCUGGAUUUAUGCGACCCGUGGUCAUUUUUGGUGCACUGGCUGAUGUUGCCAGAGAAAAACUCUUACAAGAAUUCUCUGAUAAAUUUGAGUCGCCACAGGCAGACACAAAUAGUCAGGGAGGAAAUGAUCAAAGAAAAUCAGGGAUCAUCCGACUUGGUGCAAUCAAAGAGAUUAUCAGCAAGAGGAAACACUGCCUGCUAGACGUGACCCCUCACAAUGUGGACAAACUUAACUACUCCCAAUACUACCCCAUUGUGGUCUUCCUGAAGGCCGAGAACAAGACGAUAGUCAAGGAAUGCAGGGCCAAGUUUGCCAAGGGAUCGACCAAAAACCACAAGAAGCUGUUUGAACAAAGCCAGAAACUGGAGAAAUUAUACCCUCAUUUAUUUACUGCCACAAUCAGCCAUAAUAACACGGAUAUCUGGUACCAGAGGAUGCUGGAAAUGAUUCACCUGCAGCAGAAUCAGCAGAUCUGGAUGUCCGAGCACAAACCCGAGGAUAACGUAAACGACGACUUCCUCUUCCCCAUGGGCAGUCGCAUCGGCUACUCCUCCGGCCAAGAAAACGAGCCGAGCACCCCCACCAAAGCUCCUAAAGAUGACUUUGAUGCUUCCCCCAAACACAAAAAGCGACUUGUUCGUUCCUCCUCCGACCCCAGUAUUAACACCACCGACCGAGUCCCCGGUAUUCCCCCCUAUCCAGCACCCCCCAGCUACCACCGAUCUCCCGUUUCUCCGCACCGAAAUUUGAUGGAUGAUAGAAGAUAUGUGGAUUUUGACCGCCAAUCAGAGGAUCGGUACUUCCCAUCUUAUUAUGCAUCAGAGAGUCUUCCUCAUGGCCAAUUUCCACAUAAUCGUUCCGUCAAUCCCUACGCCACAAUCACUCCACAUGAACGUCUACGCAGCAAAAUUCCUGAAGAUGGCCAGUGGUACAACCCUGCCUAUGAUGACCGAGGGCCACAGAGGUUUAACCCCGAUUAUCACCGCUCUGAGCCAGAUCUGGGUCGUCAAAUCAAUCCUAAUCGUCCAUCCACCACCUCACUGCCAACACCCCAGCCCCACCAAAAUCAUGAUCCCACCCAAGGUCCACCCCAUCCGCAGCACUCACAGCCAUUCCAAGAAAAUGCCUCCAGUUACAGCAGCGAUUCCUACUCUCGUUACACGUCAAAUCCUGUCAACCGACACGAUGAUUCAAAAUUACGGGAGAAAUUCGGAAGUCUAGCAGUGGCAGCAAAAGGGGAGAAGACUACUUCCCACAAUCCUUACAGGUUUACACGGAGUACCGCAAAUCCGGUCAACACAGCAAAUAUUGACAAAUCAAAACUGUCGGAUCUGUCCGCUCGGUACAGCAGAAAAGACGAGCCACUCCCAUCACGCAAACAGUCACUUCCAUCCCCCACCAUUUCACCCCCAGUCAAUCAGCCCCCUGUAUCAUCUGCACCUUCCCAUCAUGUCCCACUACAGGACGGGGCACCACCUAGGGUGAAAAAAGAACCACCACCUGUUCCCAUCAAGACUUAUCACCUGAGAGAUAGGGGAAUUGAACCAGAUGAUCUCAAAAUUCGAAAUUAUGAAAAUUCCAACAGAGCCUAUAAUUACGCUGAUCCGAACGGCUUCCCUACUCAGGACAAGAAGCACCAGUACAACGAGCAAAAUGAAAAUCCCUACGAUUACGUAGCCCCCCGGCAAAAUAUGUCCCGAACCCGGACGUCGCCCAAUCAAAAUGCAGUGUAUGCUAGACCAUAUGUGUCGCCUGAUAAACAUGUAAGAGAGGGGUCUUAUGACCGGGGCAGGUCAAGAGAGGGGUCUUAUGACCGGGGCAGGUCAUUCAUGAACCAGAUAUACAUGGACACGGAACAGCUGCAAAAGUUAAGGUCAAGGCAGGAGAACGUGUCCCCCGGUCACCACGGCCAGAGAGACGCAGCACCCACAAGGGAUUCUGGAUACCCAAGUCUGGAUCAUCCUAGAGGAAGUGAGUCUGCGAGGGGACCCGCCGAUUCUGGCGAGGGGAUAAGUGGCAAUACAACAGGUUUCUCGUCGUAUAAGAAUCUCAUAACGCCAGGUUUUUACGGCUCCAAAAAGCCCACCUAUUUUGUGCCAGACGAUCUUGGAGACCAAACUCGAAAUACAAGUCAUGAUGUCAGUGACCGGGAGCGAAGCAGUCAUGAAGACAGUGAUGACCACGGGAGCGCAUUCGAAGCGUACAAAAAACCAGCCAUGUCCACGUUUGGGAAGACCUCUGCUGUUCGAGGGUUCGAACCUAGCAGGCAUAUCAGAACCUCCAGUCCUAGACCGGAUAGUGUUAUAAAUAAGAUAAACGUAGCGACAGGCGAUGUCAGGAACUCCCCUAGUGUGGCGUCUAACACACCACCAGAACAACCGCAGAGUGAGGUGUGUGGUGGACACGAGAUGCCACGUGGUCAUGCCUCCUCCCCGGAAGACCCCGCCGCAUUAAGGAAGGGAGAAAAGAAGGAAGGAGCUGAUGUCGAUGAUCUGUCCGAUGAACUCCAGACGGUGGAUGACAAGAACAAUGAUUCUCAUGAUGAUAAUGCCACACUCUCUUCCGAUACUAACCACACUACAUCGCCUUUAGACUCUGCCUCGGCAAGAGAGACCGAGGAGAGUGCGCAGAGGUCAGAGGGUACUGACCCAGUGACAAGCGAUAAUGUGACCAGGGGUGAGGGGUCAAGUACAGAGCAGACUUCUGCUUUGAACACGUUUAUUGUUGGGUCGGACACUGGUCAGUCCAUAGAAGGGAAUCACACGGUAGUGGCCACGGCCAGAGGCGUGUUUGACCAUCAGGGAGGGGUGUUACAAUCGCCCGAGACAGGUGUUAGUAUAGUCAUUCCAAAAGGUGCAAUCCCAGACGGUGUAAAACAGGAAAUUUACUUCAAAGUCUGCAAGGAUAACAACAUUCUCCCACCACUGGAUAAAGAUAAAGGCGAGACCCUCCUCAGUCCUCUAGUCAUGUGUGGUCCCCAUGGCCUGAAGUUCCUCCUACCCGUGGAACUGCGACUUCCCCAUUGUGCCUCCGUCAAUCCAGACAGCUGGUCCUUCGCUCUCAAAUCCAGCGACUCACCAACAGGUCAUCCAACCCAGUGGCAGAACAUGACCUUGGCAGGGAUGGAUGGGGUAGCCCAAGGUCGAGUGGGCAAAAAUAGUGUAUCUGUUCUAGUGGACCAUUUCUGAGGGGGUGGUACAUCAGCCAACAAACAGUCAGCCAGCAAACAUAGUCAGCCAUCGAAACAUAGUCAGCCAUGGAAACACAGCAAGGAGAUUAUAUAGUGUCAAUCAAGGCUGUUAAAAUGCAUAGUUAAUGUGCAUAAAGGAACAUGAAGGGAUUUAUGUAAACACUGAACUCAGACUUGAUAGGCAUUGGAAGAAUGGAAUAUGCGUGUUGUGUAGGAUACAUAGAGUUGUACAAGUGAGACGCUAAAAUGUUGCUAUGGAACCAAAUAUAGCAAUGUGUGCUGUUUUCUGAUCACUGGGAAAUCAACACUAUGUGACUGCCUGACCAUUUAAACAAUCGGAAUGUUUUAUAUGAAUGACAGUUUGAAGACCACACAAAAUUACAGUGAAAACUCUUCCAAUUGAAAUGCGAAGAUGUUAUGUAUGGUUGUGAAUAUAUUCAGGAUGAGAAUGUUUGGAUUUUCUCAUCAUUUGGGAAUUCUCAUUGCCAGAGAACUCUUAUCAUUCUCAUAAUUUUGGAAUUCUUGUUGCCUGGGAAUUCUUAUCACCUGGGAAUUCUUGUUGCCUGGGAAUUCCUAUCGCCUGGGAAUUCUUAUCGCCUGGGAAUUCUUGUUGCCUGGGAAUUCCUAUCGCCUGGGAAUUCUUGUUGCCUGGGAAUUCCUAUCGCCUGGAAAUUCCUAUCGCCUGGGAAUUUUUGUUGCGAUAUCAUUAGAGAUUCAUUGGAUUCGGCAAACUGAUUUUUAUGAUAAAUUGAAACUGUGGCGUCUGAUAUACAUAAAAGGUUGUGCUUGUAAGAUUUGACUCUUUGAUUCAAUGGAAAGGUUGGUGGUUAGACUUGUGAUAUUUUUAUUUUACUUUCCUUUUGUGUACAAGUCAUUACUCUAUGUUUUAUCAUGUCUAUGGUUGUUAAAGAAAACAAUAUACAGUUUAUUUAUAAACAGUUCAAACUAGUAACUGUGUGUUGAUCAGAUGUGUGAUUUUUGUGUGUGGAUUUUUUAAACAGGGCCUGAAGCACUGCAGAUUCUGUUUUUAUACAGUGAGGGUACUAUUAAUUUGUGUCUGAUUUCAGAAUUAUAAUUUUGUUGGGUAUUUAAAUUCCAGUAAUUUGUAUGCCUUGAUAGUCGAGAGGAAUAACUGCUGUCUGACAAUCUUGCCGUAGAUUUUUCGAAUCCUGCUGGAGCCUAGCUGUUUUUACGCUUCUAAUAUGAUACAAAGUUUUAAGGACUUGAGUUUUUAAAUGAUUUUUCCCUUUUGGGUUUUAUUGCCACACAAUGGCGUGAUGAACAACAGGUUGAAUGUGGGUUUCCUGCCAAAAAAUUAUCAACAAUCUUGAGUGUGUCAAGCCUCCUCAACUUACGAAAAAAUCUGAAUACAGGAAAAAAUCCAAACUGUAUUCGCAUAUUCUACUGAUUAGAUAGGUAUGAUUAUUUUUCUUGUUAUGUUUAAAGAAUAUUAUUCAUAAGAAGUUGAUAUUGAUUUAAUCUUGUGAAUUUUUAAUUAUAUAUAUAUAUAUAUAUAUAUUAUGCAAUGAAUAUACUUACAACAAAGAAUAUAUAUAAUAUCAAACAAGUGCCCCUUCUAAGUCAUUUGAUUACAUCAUGCACAAAACGCCAUAUGUAUUUGGGUGAUUUUUUGAAACAGUUCAAAUUAGUUUUGUAUUAUGCACAUUGAAUUUUGCAAUAUUAUAUUGAUAUACUUAAGAGUUUUCAAAAUCUAUCAAAGGUAUUAACCACCGGUAAUGCAUUCAAAUCAUAUUUCAUUGUUAAGACAAGUAAAAAGAUUGAUAUGAAUAUUUUGAAAACUGUACACUUUGCAAUAAUGCAUCAAUAGAGAUUUUUAAUUCCAUAUUAUAUAAUAGAAGCAAUGUUCAACUGAACCAAGAUUUUAGUUUUCAUUAUGUGUUAUGCAGAUGGUAACCAUGGUGACAAAUCCUAUAUAUAGGUGAAAUUCCAAUACUGUAGAUUCCCUUAUUUUACAUGAGUACUUGUAUCGCAAAAUGACUCGUAGAUGGUCUGGUGAUCAACAGCUCUAGUAAGGUGUGUAUUUUAGUAACAGAAAAAAAAAAGCCAGUAAUUUUAUUUACCUAGUGAUAAUAAAUUCCUCGUGUAUAUUUAGGAAUCAGCCUACAGUAUCUCGCAUGCAAAUGGUAAGCAAGUAGUGAAUUUUCUAACAUUUAACUUAAUUUCGGAGAAAGUUCUAUUAAUUUGCUAGCCCAUUGCUGCGAUCUGUGGAAAAGAAGAUAUACAUUGCCAUGUGUAUAAAUGUCCAGCAGUGCGAUUUUUAAAAAUUAUGUAUGUGUGUUUGUUAUUGUUCAAGGUUCAUAUCUUCAUGCUGUUCAAACUACUGACCAUGUGAAAAAUGCAAUACUGACACACCCACCUUUAUAUAUACAUAGGGGACGUAUUAUUUACCUGUAUAUAUAUAUAUAUAUAUAUAUAUAGGUAACGGGAGGAAAACAAAUCAAUGGUUGUGAACAUUUUGAGCUCUUUGAUUCGUGUCUGAUAAACAUCAAUUUUGUUAUUUUUCUAAUGUUGUGUAAAGUGUGCGGGUAAAUCAUCUACAUCCCUUCAAUGUUUAAUGUAACACGUACUCUAUAUCAAGAUGAGUCAUGGGGAAAAUACAACAUUGAAUUUAAAGCAUUGGAAUUUCACCUGUACUUCCAGUAAAAUAAUUUUGUGGGGAAAAAAAUGUCACCAUACCAAAUGCUUCAUGUGGAAUUUCACUCAAAAAAAGCAAUAUAAUUUUAUCAUUUUUAAAAAUUUUAUUUUGCGCAUGUGUUUUAUAAGCUGUGAAGGAUGAACAAUUUGGCAUUUUUCAUUUUCAAAACCAGUAUAAAAAAAUAUAAAAAAAAUAACAUCAUUCUGAAAAAAUACUCAAAAAUUAGAGACAUUUGUACUAUUGUGGGCUAUUUUUAGUAUCAUUUCAUUGACUAAUGAUUGAUGGUUUCCAGUAGAUUAUUUUUGAAAGCAGAAAGUUGAUAAAAAUAAUCUACUGUAUCAGAUUAUAUUUACAAAAAAAUUGUUCACUGUCAAUGUUAUUUUGUAGAACAUGAAAAGAAGUUUGUAAUUUUUUUUUUUUUUUUGGUGAAAUAUGUGCUUAUAUAAAGGUCAAUAUAUAUUUGCAAAUAUACAAGAAAUAUGAAUUGUGUAUUUUCAAUUUUGCUUUGUUAUGAGUUUUUAAAGGAUGAUAUUUGUAGUGCCCAUUGAUUCUUCUUCAUCAUGAAAAUGUCAUAAAAUACACACAUAUAUUACAUGUACAUGUAUGUACGUAUUAUUUUUGUUGCAUUCAUUUGUCAUACGAGUUAAAUAUGCAUAGUUUAGUCAUUCAACAAAUGCCACUUAUCAUUGAUUCAUUCAUAACCGAUACAGUGCAUUUAAACUUCGUUAAUAUUCGUGCAAAUCCGUUGUAUAUCGUCAGUUCAUGUAUAUUGCACUCUUUUGGUCUUCCAUAGAAACCAAGAUGCUUCAUGAAGGAGAAAACAAUAAAAAAAAUAUUGGCAUUCCA
This is a messenger RNA of Ostrea edulis (European flat oyster), 16969 nucleotides long. Its product is annotated as tight junction protein ZO-1-like. Gene Ontology annotation, biological process: protein localization to cell-cell junction; regulation of apoptotic process; cell-cell junction organization. Gene Ontology annotation, molecular function: cell adhesion molecule binding. The transcript is spliced from 38 exons. Bases 8162 to 13465 code for a protein of 1767 amino acids. NCBI's taxonomy places the organism in Eukaryota, Metazoa, Mollusca, Bivalvia, Ostreida, Ostreidae. Gene Ontology annotation, cellular component: plasma membrane; bicellular tight junction. The record is from RefSeq and is a predicted model, not a curated record.